AUAAGUUAUUAUCGCACUAGCUGAUUUUCUAUGUUGCGUUGUAUUAGAUUCAGUUUGAAAUAAAUAUUAAGGAUGAAGUGGGAGUUGAAUACGUGGUUAAAAAUGUCAGAAAUGUUUCUUAGUGUCACAAUAUUUGGUCUGCACUCAAUGGCUGCAGUCUGGUGGAGUAGCACUAGUCCUUUCGGUUGGAAAAUCAUGUCGGUGUUGACAACGUCCUGUUUAUGCGGACCUAUAAUACCUCAGAUGUUCAGGAACGGGGCAUAUUUUUACACUUCGCACGAUAUAGUGAAACCAAUUAACGUCUUCAUUGUUAUUUACUGCUUUGUGUCGUACUUCGCCGGUUGUGGCCUGGUGGCAAUAGAAACCAUUAUAACAAAAGAAAGAUUCAUUUCAAGAAAUGUAGAUGUCGUUUCAAUCAUUUUCUCCGCUAUACUUACUGUAUUAUUUUUGGUUGAUCUUAUUUCUACAUUAAAAAAACGUAAUGACGAUGAUGAAGAUGAUGAUGGCGAAUAAAAAUAUAUUUCCGAUUUAUA
Messenger RNA from Cimex lectularius (bed bug), 533 nucleotides. RefSeq lists its product as uncharacterized. The record is from RefSeq and is a predicted model, not a curated record. The transcript has 3 exons. NCBI's taxonomy places the organism in Eukaryota, Metazoa, Arthropoda, Insecta, Hemiptera, Cimicidae. The coding region runs from base 73 to 513 and encodes 146 amino acids.